Molecule: messenger RNA, 923 nt
Organism: Racocetra persica
Lineage: Eukaryota; Fungi; Glomeromycota; Glomeromycetes; Diversisporales; Gigasporaceae
Source: the annotation of a GenBank genome assembly
UAAUUCACUCUUUUGCUGUUCCUUCUCUUGGUGUUAAGCUUGAUUGCAUCCCAGGUAGAUUGAACCAAUUCUCUCUUGUUAUUAACCGUGAAGGGGUCUUCUAUGGACAAUGUUCUGAACUGUGCGGGGUGUUACAUGGAUUUAUGCCUGUGGUUAUUGAGGCGGUUUCUCUUGAGCAGUAUUUGGCCUGGCUCUCUGACCAAAUUUCCCCCCUAUUUAACAAAGAAGGAUCCCCCUCUGAAGCCCCUAAGGCCCCGGGGAUGCUUUUAACUACCCUCGCUUGGGCUCAACAGCUAGCGAGGAGAAACCACAGCGAGGAGAGCAAGGCAAAGUUUAGCGGGGCUAAUAAUGGUCAAUCUAAACCUCCAACCGACAAUCUCUCGCCGCAUAAAACGGGCUCUUUGAAUUCGACGGUAGACAAUGCCGUAAUCAACCAAAAUGAUAACGAGUUUGUCUUCCACCUUUUUGGUCUUUUUGAGUAUCUAGGCAUUGUCGGAGCUACUCUGCUAAUUUAUAAGCGAAGCGGGAAUUCUACUACUUCUUAUCAGUUUUCAACCUACACUCUGCCGAUCUUUACUGAACUCCAUAACUCUGGUAAAGACCAGUAUAUUACACGAAUCCCUAAACGAGAAGUUCCCCAAAGUGCAGUCACUGGUAUCCGUUCAAAUCCAUCAUUCAAUGUGUUACCGUGUUGGGCUCGUCAUGCCCCUUUCUUCUUAACACUUAAAUACCAUCCCCCCUCCCUUUACUACUGGUAUCAUCAAAGGAACGGCUAUGUUGGAAUGGUAGACAAGCGUGACUUAGGUUCUCGUGGUAGAUAUACCGUGUGGGUUCAAAUCCCUCUAGCCGUAUUGGGGGAGAUCCUCCCCUUAUCAGUACAAGUUAGAAAGAAGGCAACGACGAUACCAGAUGGUGUAAAAUAG